UUUUUUUUUUCUUUUUUAACAAAAAAAAAAAAUUAAUUUCCAGCCAAUAUCUUUUUGAUUUGUAUUAGUUAUUGUUACAACAUGAAGCGAAUUUUAUUCAUCAUUACCGUUCUUUUACUCAUCUUACAAAAUGCAUACGCAAUGACUAUUGAACUUGAACCCACUCAAAUAGAUUGUUACUAUGAGGAUCUUGAUGUUGGGGAAAAAAUUACAGUAUCUUAUCAGGUUGGUGAAGGCGGCAAUCUUGACAUUGACUUUUGGGUGCAAGAUCCAACUAACUCUAUUGUUAUUUCUACCACAAGAACUACCUCUAAUAUUCAUUCUCUUCAAGCAAAUAUCAAAGGAAGAUAUACUUAUUGUUUUAGUAAUGAGUUUUCAACCAUGUCUUCGAAGAGAGUAGGGUUCAAUAUUCAUAAUAAUAUUAUACAAAAUUUCCAUGAUAGCAUUAAGGAACAUACCGAUCCUCUUGAAAAGGAAAUUGCAGAGUUAGCAGAGAGUAUCUUUGCUGUUAAGGCACAACAAGAAUAUAUAGUCGUCAGAGAGCGUCAACACAGAGAUACUGCUGAAAGUACAAAUUCUCGUGUUAAAUGGUGGUCUAUGAUUCAACUUAUUUUAUUAAGUAGUGUUUGUUUAUGGCAAGUUUACUAUCUUAAACGAUUUUUUGAAAUUAAGAGAGCUGUAUAAAAGAAACAAACAUGUAAUAAUCAGUACAUGGAUAUUUUUUUUUAUUAUUGCUUUAAAUAAUCUUUAUUAAGCCA
This is a messenger RNA of Cokeromyces recurvatus, 758 nucleotides long. Its product is annotated as emp24/gp25L/p24 family/GOLD-domain-containing protein. The transcript has 5 exons. Gene Ontology annotation, cellular component: COPII-coated ER to Golgi transport vesicle; endoplasmic reticulum-Golgi intermediate compartment; endoplasmic reticulum. The record is from RefSeq and is a predicted model, not a curated record. Lineage: Eukaryota; Fungi; Mucoromycota; Mucoromycetes; Mucorales; Mucoraceae. Gene Ontology annotation, biological process: endoplasmic reticulum to Golgi vesicle-mediated transport; Golgi organization; protein retention in ER lumen. The coding region runs from base 82 to 684 and encodes 200 amino acids.